AUGGAAACAAUUAUUAAAAGGUUUUAUCAACAAUUAAAUUCAACAAUAAUGCUGUCUUCCACUCCUAAAUUUGCUGGUAAUUAUCAUUGCAGAACUAAUUACUUACAACCCUUUGCACAAGAACAAUUUGAUACAAAAGAAGAAGCUUUAGCAUUUAUGAAAAAAUAUCAUCAAUCAUGGGCAAAUUAUGAAAGUAAAUCAAAUGAUGUAUUACUUUUUAAAUGUAAACAACAUGAAUGUGAAGCUGAAUUAAGAAUCAGUGAAUCACAAAAAUCCAGAAACAAAGUAAUUUGGAAUAUUGAACCAAGAUGUCUUGAAGAUGGGAUGGAUAAGCCUCAUAUAGUUGAACCAAAGGGAACACUUGGUUAUUAUUCUUUACCAAAUGAAGAUGAAGGAUUACAUAAGCCAGUCAUGUACAUCAAAGCUGAUCAUGAUCCCAAAAUAAAUGUAUACAAAAUUAUUAAUAAACUUACUGAACAAGAGUUAGAUGAUUUAAGUAAUCAAAGAAGAACCAUAUAUGAAAUUAUUGAGAGAUUUAGUGAACAAGAGUUAAAUGAAUUAAAUAAUUAA
Lodderomyces pseudojiufengensis is the source of this 570-nucleotide messenger RNA. RefSeq lists its product as uncharacterized. The record is from RefSeq and is a predicted model, not a curated record. The coding region runs from base 1 to 570 and encodes 189 amino acids. NCBI's taxonomy places the organism in Eukaryota, Fungi, Ascomycota, Pichiomycetes, Serinales, Debaryomycetaceae. The transcript has a single exon.